Molecule: messenger RNA, 1437 nt
Organism: Thecamonas trahens ATCC 50062
Lineage: Eukaryota; Apusomonadida; Apusomonadidae
Exons: 1
Coding region: 1-1437 (478 amino acids)
Source: RefSeq, a predicted model, not a curated record
AUGCUUGCCACCGGCCGCCCCGGGGGUGUUGGCGCCGGCCUGGCGGCACCCCGCUCCGCGCCCGUUCUCCGCGCUACCGCCGGCUCGUCGACCGCCCGCUCGGCCAUCACCACCGGAGCCGUCCGCCCGGCUGGCCGCAUGGCUUGGGGCAAGAUCCGCCCGGACUCCCGCUCGGCUGACUGGUCGCACUCGCUGCUCAUGGUCCUCGUCGGUGUCGCCGCUACACUGAUCGCUCUCUGGCUGGUCGGCCCGCGCCGCAAUCCGCGCCGCGCUGGCCUGGGUGAUUACCACGGCGACGGUGGCGGCGAUGACGGUUCUGCCAGCUCGACAGGGCUCGUCAGCUCAGUCCUCGGUGGACUGGGCCUUGCUCCGCAGGCCAACUCGCCCCAGGACGUCCUGGCGCAGAUGGCGCCGUCGGACGCUGAGGAGCUGGCCGUCGCUGCAUCCGCUGCCGCUCCAACCGCCGGCCUCUCGCCGUCCCUGCACCGCGCGCUGGACGACUCGGCCGAGAGCAUGCGCUCGCUCUGGUUAGAGUUGCGCAAGGCCUACGCUGACGAGCACAUCUCCCUGCUGCUUGACGACUUUGCUCUCUACGCCCUCCUCCGCAAGCUGGAUCCUGGAGCCGUGGCCUUUGUCGGCGCGCCGCACGGCUGGCGGCUGGUUCAGACCGCAUCAGACGCGCUAGGCGUCAACGCCGGCCGCGGUACUGUCGACGCAACACCCGAGGCUCCGCUGGUGUGCAUCGGCUUUGACGAUGCCACCGCCGCCGAUGUCGAGCACACCAGUUGCGCUCUGUAUGAUGCGCGUCCGCUGCCGGCAGGUGUGGAUGGCAGCAGGGCACCGCAGGCACAUCUUGUCCCCGGUGCAAUUGAUGCAGCUCGCGUUCUCACUGCUCUUGAGCCGUACGUCUCCCGCGAUCGCCCUGCGGUGGUCGUCCUCGACCUCCCGUCACGGUCGCUGGCCUCUGGCCUGGCCUCGCGGUUCUCGGCGCCGGCCACUGCCCUUCUUGACAUCCUGCCUGAGCUUCCGGCCGGCACUGUCUUGGUCGUGCCGGAAAUCUACCUUCCGGGCCUCCCGCCGCGGACUCGAUUUGACUACAAGCAGCGCGGCAUCAACAGCAUGCUCGCGUCGGCGUCGGACGAGAACACGUGGCGCGAUCUCGGCUCCGAGUUUGAGCUCGCCUUUGCGCUCUGGGCUGACGGCCACGUCUGCGCUGCAAGUAGCUGCAAAGGGCAGACGUCCGAGUGGAAGCUCUUGUUUGCGGCCCACUACGCCCGCCACUCGCCAAAGAACCUGCUGCUCCCGGCGGGAAUCGACCCUGCCGCCGCCGAGCAUCCGUACAUCCCCAACCGGUACGGCGACCCCGAGGACAUGCCGUGGUGGCUUCCCGAAGCCGGCACAGUAUGGCUGGUCAAGGGCGGGAAGCGACCGGCGUGA